Messenger RNA from Caenorhabditis auriculariae, 2199 nucleotides. The record is from the annotation of a GenBank genome assembly. NCBI's taxonomy places the organism in Eukaryota, Metazoa, Nematoda, Chromadorea, Rhabditida, Rhabditidae.
AUGUCUCUUGCCACAAAACUUCGUCGCGUGCGCAAAAAUCCUCCAGAGGGUUGGGCGACGAUCGAACCGACUUUGGAACAAUUUGAGGUAAAUAUUUAUUUAAAUUCGAGUUUUAUUAGUAAUUUCAGGCUAAGAUGCGAGAAGCAGAGACAGAGCCGCACGAAGGAAAGAGAAAAACGGAAAUUAACUGGCCAAUUUUCAGGUUUACUUCGAAAUUCGAAAAUUUUUGAUCAUUGGUAAGGUUUGCAGAAUUCAUCACCAAAGGUCUCGAUACCUUUACAAUUUGUAUUAUAAGGAAGAAGCCAUCUCACGGGAGCUGUACGAGUUUUGUUUACAGGUAAAAAAAUUUGUGGUGAAGAUGUAAAUAGUUAUAGAAUUUCAGGCCAAGCUAGCUGACGCGAAUUUGAUCGCAAAGUGGAAAAAGCAGGGUUACGAGAAUCUGUGCUGCCUUCGGUCAGUUUUGAUUUUGAUUUUUGGGGGGAGAAUACUUAAAAAAAAACUUUUUAAUAUUUUGAUAAGACCCUAGUCAAUCUUUUCAAAGUUUCGUUACAAAGAAAAAAAAUAUAUUGAAGUGUUGAAUUUUUAGAAAAGGUGAGAAAUAAAUACAGGGUUUGUUUUAAGAUUCCAAAGCGUUUUUAGGCUAACUAUCUCUAAUAAAAAAUGAUAGGCUUUUCAAAAUUUUUGACGAAAAUAGUUUCGGAACGAUAAAAUCAGAAGGUCAAGUCGUUACGCUCUUUUUUUCGCCUUUUCAACACCUCUCUCGGGUCUUUUUAUAGGGACUCGUUUCUCUGAAAUUUUCUCGAGUCCGUCGUUUAUAAUUUUUGAAAAAAUGCCUCAAGGUCCGCAGGAAAGAUGAUCAGUAGCUGCUUAUUUUUUCCUGCGUUUUUCUAUAGAUGCUUCAAGUUUGUUUCUUAAAAAAAGUCAUUUGAAUAAUUUCGAGAUUCAGAACGAAUUUUUGUAUGUGUAAAGGCACCGAAGCCUUGCAAGACCCGAUAAAUUGAAGAAAAAUCUUUUUUUGCCAGAAAUAAAAAAAUUUUUGUAUGCCUCUUCAAACAUCCUAGUUGAAACAAGCAAAAGUUAAUAAAAAAAUUUUUCACGUAAUAAUCAGAUUAUUUUAUAUUUUAAAGUUUUUAUCGCAUGAAAUUUGAAGUUAGUGAACUAUUGGUAUCAAAAAGUUCUAUACAAAAAUGUUUUUUUCAACACGCUCUAUAUAAAUAGGAUUUUGAAAAUAUCACUUUCUUGGUCAACAAAGGAGAAAAAAAGACAACUAAAAAUGGAUAAAAACUGUUGAAUCAAGAGGAUGAGUCAUCGCACUCAAAGCUCUCAACGUUUUGUCUAAGUGAUUCCAUUUAUUUCACCACGAUAUUUUCUCACUCAAUGUUUCUUUUUUUUUCGCUUCUGAUGAAAAGUAAGAAAACGCGAGACGGUCAGGUUUGAAAAAAAUAGAAAAGAAAAAGCUACCGUAAAUACAAACUUUUGUUCUAAAAAACGACAGAAAAAAAAACAAAGGUCUUGAAGCGAAGAUUCUCAAUUUUGAUCUAAUUUGAAUUUCGGCAUUUUUGGCGAAGAGAAAACGUGACAAACUGGCACGAAAUAAGCUAUAAAAAUCUUUCAAAAUUUGGUACCUUUUUUUCUAUUUUUUGGGAUAUAAUCAUACUCCAUGAGGUAUCAUCUGUAAAGUAUACAGUUUACAAUCGAUAGUUCUCUUUUCUAGGGAAUUAGAAGCGAAAAUCGAAAUAAAGAAAAAUGAGAAAGUUUUAAUCGAAGCGUUUAGUUGGUUGAAACGUUCAAUUUAUUUCUUGAAUAAUUGAAAAGUUGUGUAGGCCUUAUCCAGUUUCACUUUUUGGGUUUUGGUCUUGAUUUCGAGGUUAAAUUAUCAUUUUUCGGUGAUAUUUUUGGAAGUUUUUGAUUAUUUUGUCAAUGAUUCGAAACUUUGAAAAACAAUUUUAGCAAGAAAAAAAUCAAGGUCGUCCUGCGCGUAGCUCUGAUCACUGGGCUGAAUUAUAAAAAAUCAUGAACACUUUUAAUAUUUUCGCUUUUGAGUGCUCCUCAGUACGAAAUCGGAAUUCUUACAGUUGCAUCCAAUCACGAGAUUCAAACUUCGGCACCAACUGCAUUUGCCGAGUUCCGAAGAGCAAACUCGACGCGGCGAAAGUCAUCGAAUGCGUCCAUUGCGGAUGCCGCGGGUGCUCCGGAUGA